GGCAUAUCGUUUGGAACCAUUACUAUUGAAACAUUAUGCUAAUAUUAGUCCUGUUGUUAUACCGAAAGCAUCAGUGAAUCAUUUAGAGAAAUGUUUAUCAAUUAAAGAUAUUUCAAUGAUCAAUACUACUAAUAAUACUACUACUAACAAUAAUAAUAAUAAUCAUAGUCAAACACCAACUUUAAUAGGUUCGAAUACAUCAUUAGCUACUAUAAAUAAUGAUAUUGAAUCAUUGCAUACAUUGGAUUUAUCUGAUUCGGACUCGUCCAACUCUUCAUCCGAUUUAUCAUUAAAUGAUUCACAUAGCAGUGGUGGAGGUGGAGGUGGUGGUAGUCGUGGAGGCGGCGGCGGCGGCAGUAAAAAUCAUCAUCCUGAUCAGAAGGAACAAAAGAAAAAGCUUUUCAAACGUUUAAGUGUGGUAGAUGAAAAUUUCGUCUAUAAACAGCAUCGAUCACUGGCAAUGAAAAUAUUCAGUAAUUAUAUAACUAGACGUUCAUCGAAUGUAACACAUUUAAAAUCAAAUUUAUGUGAAAUGCGUUCUGUACCAAUGUCAAAUGAAAAACAAUUACGACGUCGUAUUGAUUAUGAAUGGCAAAAAUCAUUUUCACCAUUAGCUAUAUUAGGUGCACAUAAUAGUUAUUGGAGUAGUGAUGAAGUGGCAUUUUUUAUUUUAUAUCAAAUAUUUGGACAACCGCAUACUUUACGUUGAAAAAAAAACAGAAAACAAAACUAAAAAUCAAAAAAUUCAUGUUUUUUUUAAAUAGUUG
Molecule: messenger RNA, 767 nt
Organism: Schistosoma turkestanicum
Lineage: Eukaryota; Metazoa; Platyhelminthes; Trematoda; Strigeidida; Schistosomatidae
Source: the annotation of a GenBank genome assembly